This is a messenger RNA of Emys orbicularis (European pond turtle), 940 nucleotides long. RefSeq names its product translocase of inner mitochondrial membrane 9 (gene TIMM9). The record is from RefSeq and is a predicted model, not a curated record. Bases 235 to 504 code for a protein of 89 amino acids. The transcript has 5 exons. NCBI's taxonomy places the organism in Eukaryota, Metazoa, Chordata, Testudines, Emydidae.
CGAUUCGUCUCCACGAGGAGGGUGGGGGGGAAAUCGCGGCGAAUUUGCGGGGCGGAAGGAGGAGCUGAGGCUGCCGGUUCCCCCACGUGUUGAGAGGUGCCGGGCGCAGAGCAGUCUCAAUUCGUCUAGCUUCAACUGGCAGCCAGUGGAUCGGGUUAUACCUUUCUCUGCAGGAUUGAAGAGUCCAUUGUCAAAUAUUUGUCCCCCGUGUGGCUGAUUGCAGACCAAUAGAAUAUGGCUGGGCAAAUAUCAGAAUCUGACCAGAUCAAACAGUUCAAGGAGUUUCUUGGGACAUACAAUAAACUUACAGAAACCUGUUUCCUGGAUUGUGUGAAAGAUUUCACUAGCAGGGAGGUUAAAUCAGAAGAGAUGACGUGCUCAGAACACUGCUUACAGAAAUAUUUAAAAAUGACGCAGAGGAUAUCCAUGAGAUUUCAGGAGUAUCAUAUUCAGCAGAAUGAAGCUCUAGCUGCCAAAGCAGGACUUCUUGGGCAACCUCGUUAAACAAAAGAGAAUCCUAUUCCAACCUUGCUUUAAAGCAAUGCCAAUGUUUGUUGGAUUGCAAGUGGAGGUGUUCUGUUGUGGGUGUGUCCACCAGCUCACAACAGAGUUUCAGAGACCGUUUGGCACAUGAAAACCAUUGGGGAAACAAUUAUGGGCUAUAACAGGAGUUGGUAAUGGCCAGCUGGCGAACAGAGCCUAUUUCUGAGGUCCUUUUUUACUGUGCAAUGGAAUAAUGUUGAUACAACCAUUUCUAGAGGCCUGCAGACUGGUUAUGCUGGUCACUACAUUGGGGGCAGGGGAGGGAGAGGACCAUUUUUUUGUUUCUUCCACUACGACUAUUAAUUUUAAUGCAAAAAGUGCUGUACAGAAAUAUAUACAAAAAUGUCUUCAAAAUGUUUUUAUUUAAUCAAAGUACAAUAAAUGGGAACUGUUCAGU